GCGUCCGAUUGUCUUUGUCUCCAUAGCAGCGUUGGUCUUCGAGGUGAGAAGUCAGCGAAGGCAAAUCUGAAGUCUGCUUGAUUGCUUGAGUCAGAUCUGAUCCAGUCUUUCGGCACCGAGAAGGCGAGAACCGAGGAGGAGAACAUGGCGGGUGACGGCAACGGCCGCGCGGAGCUUCCCCGGAUCGCGGUGAUCGGCGCCGGUAUCUUUGCGCGCACGCAGUACAUCCCAAGGCUCCGCGAGAUCGCGCACCUCGUCGUCCUCAAGUCCAUCUGGAGUCGCACCCAGGAAUCUGCAAAGGCGGCCGCGGAGCUUGCUCGUGACUUCGCGCCUGAUAUCGAGUGCAAAUGGGGUGAUGCGGGGCUGGAGGAGAUCAUGGGAGAUAGUUCAAUCAUGGGCGUUGCUAUUGUUCUCGCUGGGCAAGUCCAGGUUGAGCUUUCCCUAAAGAUGCUCAAGGCUGGAAAACACGUUAUUCAAGAGAAACCUGCUUCUGGAUCAACAACAGAAGCAGAAACUGCACUGUCAAUCUACCACUCAUUUCAAAACCUGUUCCCGCAUAAACCCAUUUGGGCAGUCGGAGAGAACUACAGAUUUGAGCCUGCCUUUAUUGAGUCAAGCAAGCUGAUCAAUGAUAUUGGGGAUAUGAUGCACAUCCAAGUUAUCAUCGAAGGGUCAAUGAACAGUUCAAAUCCAUAUUUCAAUAGCACCUGGAGACGGAAUUUUGUGGGUGGUUUCAUUCUGGACAUGGGUGUUCACUUCAUUGCAGGACUACGAAUGCUUGUAGGUUCAGAAAUCACAAGCGUAUCUUCUAUCUCCCGUCAUGUGGAUAUGGCUUUGCCGCCACCAGAUAACAUAUGUUCCCUCUUCCAACUGGAAAAUGGAUGCGCUGGUGUCUUUGUGUUUGCCGUCAAUUCAAGAUCACCAAAGAUAUUAUGGCGGGUCGAUGGAACAAAAGGAACAAUUCAGGUAGAACGUGGAGUUGAUAGUGGAAAACAUGGCUACCAGGUGUUAUUCUCUGGUGAAAAUGGGCAGUGCCAGAAGACAUUUUACCCGUUCUGUGGAGUGAAUGAAGAACUGAAGACGUUUGUCCAUGACAUGUUGGAAGCUGGCAAAGAUGGAGAUCACAAGGCUGCACCCCGUGGUUCUUAUGUCGAAGGCGCCCGUGAUGUUGCCGUGCUAGAAGCCAUGUUGGAAUCUAGUGCGAAGCAAGGAGCCCCAGUUCAAGUGAAGAGAUUCUAACAGAUCCGAAAUGUCACAUAAAAGAGACUACGUUUCUUCUAGGGUGAUUUGUCCAUUGGAUCAUAUAUUUUCGGUAGUAAAAUGAACAUUGUUCCAAAUUCAUGUACAUACCGUCGAGGUUAUAUAUUAAAUAUAUAUGUGAAAAAAUGACAUACAUUAGAACCACCAUUCCUACACUCGUAAAAAUCAUGUACCUUUUCUUAUACACUAGAUAUGUUGCCCUAUUAGAUAUUAUAAAUAUUAGUUUUUUUAC
Zea mays is the source of this 1492-nucleotide messenger RNA. Its product is annotated as NAD-dependent dyhydrogenase, Gfo/Idh/MocA family. Gene Ontology annotation, molecular function: nucleotide binding; oxidoreductase activity. Gene Ontology annotation, biological process: NADPH regeneration. Gene Ontology annotation, cellular component: cytoplasm. NCBI's taxonomy places the organism in Eukaryota, Viridiplantae, Streptophyta, Magnoliopsida, Poales, Poaceae. The record is from RefSeq and is marked validated.